CCUUAAGGGCUACAUAUAUUUAGAGGCGGAGGUAAUGAAGGACCGUACAAAAUCAGCUGCAUUCAUCUAUCGCUAAAAAUAUAAUUAUAUUUGCAGAUAUGCUGAUACCCCAAACAAAGAAAGAAGUCGAAAAUGGAGUUGCCGGUGGAAAUAUUGUCAAGGGAAAUAAUAAAGCCAGCAACUCCUACACCACCUCAUCUCAAAUGCCAUAAAUUGUCUCUCAUGGACCAACUUAACCCAUUAAAGUACGUUAUUUCCAUAACAUGUUAUGCUCCUACUCCUACCGAGGAUCAUAGCACCAUCACUGUUGCUAGGCUAAAGCAGUCUCUAUCCAAAGCGUUAUCUCUAUUCUACCCUCUCGCUGGUAGGCUCGCUCCUGACGAAUCUUCCAUCGAUUGCAACGACCAAGGCAUACUCUUCGUUGAAGCUUGGAUGUUGAAAGCAGAAGAAUUAGUUCUGGUAGCGACACAAGUAACAAUCUUCACAUGCGGCGGGGUAAUGAUUGGGAAAAAGGGAAUACACAAGAUCAUGGAUGGGACAUCAGGUGGUAGUUUCGUGAAAUGUUGGUCCGACUUUGCAAGAGGAGGAGAUCAAGUAGACAAUAAUAAUAAGCCCGACUUCACCACGGCCGCCAUCUUGUUUCCUCCCCGUCCAUGGGCAGCAUUAGUGCCACCUAGGGCACCUCUACCAUUUUCGAAAUUGGAUGGAAACAAAUUGCCUACCGGCUGCGUUGUUAAGGUGUUCCGCUUUAGCCCUCAAUGUGUAUUAACUCUCCAGGCUAAUGCAAGGAGUAGUGACCGCCUACUCAAGCCUACCCGCCUUGAAGCUGUGUUCGGGUUCAUAUGGAAGCAUGCCAUGGUUGCUGCGGCCAAAUCCAAAAAUGCGCCAUCUAUUGAAUACAAAGGGCAGGACGAGGACAACGAAGCUAAGAUAUCAUCAGUGCCUGAGCUAUCGGACUUGAUUAGCGAAAUUUCAAGAGCCUUGGCCUCGGCUAAGGAUGUCGAAUUCUUAAACAAGUUAAAGGGAGAAAAGGGGAGCGAAAAAAUACGUGAAAACAAGCAAAAGCUAGCAGACUAUAGCAAGGAUGAUGCUAAUAUAAACGUAUAUAGGUGUACUAGUUGGAGUAAGGUUGGUUUGGAUUAUCCUGAUUUCGGAUUCUUGGGGAAGUCCGUUUGGAGUGGGCAUAGUGGUGUUCUUAAGAAUCAAAUAUUAUUUAUCAUGAAUUCGAAUCAAGGAAUUGAAGUCUCAUUGACAUUGGAUGAAAAAGAGAUGGAAUGUUUGCAGUCGAAUUCUGAGUUCCUUCAAUUCGCUUGCCCAACGUAGUAUUAAAAAUCACAAUAUGGUGCACGUAAAAUGCUGUAAUUUAGAAAUAGACCGGUUGACGGUCAUAUCAUUUACUGCACCGUGUGAGCCUCGCUCGGUUUCAUCAUUUGCGCAUUGUAUCUUUAUGAUGAAAACAUGUACUACGUAUAUGUUAAAUAUUGGUAGUGGGAACGUUGUUGCCCAUAAUUUAGCUCGCUUUUGGUUGUGAACAAAUUUGGGAGAACCAAAUUUCUUGUGAGGUUACUGCGUAUGUUUUGAUGGAUAAUUUAUCAAUAUAAGACUCCGUUAACUUGGUUUAAAAAAAAAGAAAAAGAAAUACAUAUGAUGGUCAUAUCAUUUGCUGGACCUCACAGGUCUCGGAAACAUCAUUUACGCCUUGUAUCUUUAUAAUAU
Molecule: messenger RNA, 1716 nt
Organism: Chenopodium quinoa (quinoa)
Lineage: Eukaryota; Viridiplantae; Streptophyta; Magnoliopsida; Caryophyllales; Amaranthaceae
Product: salutaridinol 7-O-acetyltransferase-like
Exons: 3
Coding region: 133-1323 (396 amino acids)
Source: RefSeq, a predicted model, not a curated record